Messenger RNA from Panicum hallii, 1276 nucleotides. RefSeq names its product F-box protein At5g52880. The record is from RefSeq and is a predicted model, not a curated record. Gene Ontology annotation, molecular function: protein binding. The transcript has 6 exons. Lineage: Eukaryota; Viridiplantae; Streptophyta; Magnoliopsida; Poales; Poaceae. The coding region runs from base 138 to 1061 and encodes 307 amino acids.
GGCGGCCGUGCCGUGGUGCCAGGCGGUGGGACGCGACGACGGUGACGGUGAGCGGCAGGCGUGGCUCGUCGCAGAUCCACGAGGCGAGGGACGGCGACGCACCUCGCGAGUCGCGACCCUGUCUCCGCCCAGCAGCGAUGCCGGUGAGGCGGCGGCAGCCGCGGCGACAGGAGACGGGUGCGGCGGAGAGGUACAGGGGGAUGGGGAUCGCGGCGGCGCUGUUGCGGCCCUGGGACUACCCCACGGCCUGCGGCGAGCUGGCCGCGCUCCUGCGAAUCGGGUACGCCGAGAUUCCCAAGGCAGCCCAGGCGCUCGUUGCCUCCGACGUGCUGCUCGCGUUGCGCCUCCUUCCCGAUGUGCAGACAGGGUAUGCACUAAGCGCAGCUAACACUCUUCUCCAGGCGGUAGAAGUUGCCCUACCAAAGCAAAAGAAGGCACAGGCUGUUUCAGAGUUCAAGCACUCUGUUAUUGCACAUAAAAGGCGUGCGAGAGUUCAACAAAAUUCAGGUUUACCACACAUACCACAUGAUGUACUUGUUCAUAUCUUCACUUUUCUUGACAUGCAUUCUUUGGUGGCAACGGGUCUUGUCUGCUGGUCUUGGAAUUCGGCUGCAAAUGACAACAACCUGUGGAAGAUGCAUUACUCCCUUUUCUUUGGUCUCUGCCGUUUGAGAUGCAACAGCAUUCCUGUAUCUGGUGUACAGAAAAGUCGUGAUCUUGUUCAAAGUAGCAUUGACUCGGUGUCCAUUGAUCCAAAUUUUUGGUGGAAAGAGUCCUUCCACAGUAAAUAUGCAGAAUGUGCGUCAUGGAAAUUUGCAUCAAAUAGAGCACUAUGUGGGCAAUGCAGAUCAGUUAUUUGGCUAAGCAACCUGACAUGUGCUGCUCCACACCAUUGCCCUAGGAAUGGAAGAGAUGAAGUAAAAUUGCGACCUCUGUUACCUGAUACAGUUGCUAAAUACAUAUUGCACCAUGAUGACCUAGCAGCUUCAUCAUCAUCCGAAAGUGAUGACACAGAUGAUUCCGACUACGAGAAUGGGCACCCAAGAUUUUGGACAUUUUAAGACAAAAUAAAAUUUGGACUGUGGCAGUUAUGUCUUCACUUUCUGUUAUUUUGCUGUAUGUAGUGUACCUCCUGUUGUAGUAGUUGCAAGCUUUCAUAAUCCUAUAAGAUGACUCGUAAGUGAAAAUUACACAUUGUAAAGUAAUCACAUCGUGUGUGGUGACCUUACCCAAAAAAUGGGAAAUUAAAUUCGUGGGCGCCUGUGAAAAAUCACAA